Amphibalanus amphitrite is the source of this 6610-nucleotide messenger RNA. Its product is annotated as proteasome activator complex subunit 4-like. NCBI's taxonomy places the organism in Eukaryota, Metazoa, Arthropoda, Thecostraca, Balanomorpha, Balanidae. The transcript has 35 exons. Gene Ontology annotation, molecular function: peptidase activator activity; proteasome binding. Gene Ontology annotation, cellular component: nucleus; cytosol. Gene Ontology annotation, biological process: proteasomal ubiquitin-independent protein catabolic process. The record is from RefSeq and is a predicted model, not a curated record. Bases 290 to 5887 code for a protein of 1865 amino acids.
AACGCGCAAAGGCUGGAUACCACCCAGUGUCAUAAAGGGCCUACGUACCAGACGCCAUUUUCUCUUCCUUUUUCAAGCUUGUGAAUGACACGGAAUGGUGCUACCCUUCUUAUUUCCAAUUUGAUUCGCUCAUUUGAACUAUCUAAGUACGUCUGUUACUUUGUGGUGCAAAGGUGCUGGUGAUACGUCUUUAGUGGAAGUGGGCGUCGUAAAAUACGGAACGUAAAAUACGGAACGUAUUUAUGAAAUCUGGCCGAGGCAGAAACGGCGCUGAGAAGACAUUCAAGAUAUGCGCGUAAUAAAUACAUCAAACCCCGCGCCGUGUGCCGACUGCAGCUGGUGCGCCUCCGCCAUGGACAUGGAGGACAGCGACCAGGAGGAGCUCGAGGGGCCCGAGAAGGACUGCGACAGCCAGGAUGAGCUCUCGGCCGAGCUGGCCCUCGAGCGGCGGCUCGGCUUCCGGCCGCAGAAGCGUCUCUCGUCGCUGAACCACCUGCCGUACAGCGGCGGACUCGACCAGGAGGCGGCCGACAACCUGGCCAAGAUCAAACUGAACCUGGCCACGGCGGUUACUGAGAACGACCGACGCGGCUUUCAGCUCUACACACGACGACUGGAGAUAUUUUUAAACAACUACCUCCUGUUCAUGUCGAAGGAGGACCACGUUUUAUUUGUGAAGCUGUAUUUGGCCAUGAUGCAGCGGUCACCAACUGACUACAGGAACAUUGGCAACUGCAGCAAACUAGUGCGGCGGCUGCUGAAGAGGGCAAAACGACACUUGUCGAGGGACGACCUUGUAAUUGAGUGGCGUCCGAUCUAUGACCUGUACAAGAGCUUCUCAAAGCACCCUUUCAAAACCAUGCGACUCAACUUCCAUCUCGACUCUACUCCAAGGAGUGUGAAGUCGGUGGCUCGUGUUUGUAGGAGUUUCUUCCCAGUGGAGGCCACAGAGGAGAUCCUGGCUGAACUGCUGCCGGGUCUGUGUCCGUUCGACACCAACGCCACCUGGGUGCUGGAGUGUCUGGAGGCGUUCCUGCCGACGGACCUGCCGCCCGAGCUGUACGAGCACGGCUGGCGCCUGUGGCUGCCGCAGCUGACCAACCUACUGCAGAUCAUGGAGAACAGCGGCGCCUGGGAUCAGUCUCUGUGCACGCUGAUGGCGCGGCUGGCGUACGAGAACCCCGGCCAGAUCGACUGGUCUACUCUCCGUCCGGAGGUAUUCGCUCGCCUCCUGCGCUCGUUCGGGCUGCCCAUCUCGUACAAGAAGGUGGCGCAGCCGCGCUCGGACGUGGAUGCCAUCCCCGGCCUCACCUCCUGGGUCGUCGGCAUGCUGGGCGGCGGCACGGAGACCCAGGUGUACCUGGACCGUCUGCUGGAGGCCGUCGAGUCUUACUACUACGCGUCCAACGCGGGCAGCUGGCAGGACCCGCUCAGCCGCUUCCUCAGCCACCUCUGCUCCGUGUUUGUCCGCCGUCUCAACAGAGAGCGUCACAAGAAGGCCUCCUGGUUCCACUACACGGCGCCGGGACACGAGCUUUCCGAUGACGAUGUCACCCGCUUCGUCAAGAGCGUGCUGCCCUGCGCCCUGCUAGGCAUCUACUCAUGGGGCCACAGCCACCGUGCGACCAAGUGUCUGCGCGCGCUGGCCCAGCUGCGUCCAGAUCUGGUCAUCACACCCAUCAUUGAGAGUUUCCACCAGUCUCUGGAGUCGGUCACGGAGCCACAUCGCCUCACCUCCACAAUGAACGCCGUGAGCGCUGUUCUCCGCACCAUGACCGAGUCAGGCCCGCGGCCAGAGGUGGUGCCGCUGCUGCAGCUCGUGCUGCCCGGCAUCGAUCCCAACGACAAGCUGAAGACCAUGUGCACGUUCGUGCUGAUCGACCGGCUGGCCGAUAUGAUCACGUUUGUGGACUGCUCGAGCGAGGCCGACAACCCGGAGCUGACUGAGCUGGAGCAGCAGGCCUGUCUGCAGACGGCCGGCAUGGAGGACGUGGUCCUCCAGCUGCUGUCGCGCUUCCUGGCCCUCCUGGAGCCCAACAGCCAGGAGGGCAACUCGCGGCCCGACCAGCAGCACAAGCGCGGCUCGCAGGAGGAGACCGUGCUGCCCACUGUGCUCCGCACAGCCUGUUUUAGCAUCCUGAACAAGGCGUCGCCGGAGAUCCAGCGGUGCGCGGUGCUGAAACUCCGCGACUGCAUGGCUGGGAGGAUUUUGGAGACGAGACUUUCGGGAAAGCUGGCGGCCGUCAUCUGCUGUGGAGCCAUCAUGGCGAACCCGGAGCUGGGUCUGCGCACGCUGAUCCCGCCGGUAGUGCAGACCAUCCUGGAUCUGUCUGAGGACGUUCAGCACGAGGAGAAGCUGGACCAGGAGCUGCUCUUCAACCUGCUGCUGCUCAAGGAGAUGGUGUGCUCGUGCGGUCAGUACCUGCUGCCGUACCGCCCGCUCCUAGAGCAGGUACUGGAGCGCGGCCGCCACCUGGCCUGUCCGGAGGGCGCCGAGCUGACCUCGGAGCUGUUGCUCAGCGUGCUGACCGCCCUGCUGGCCGUCUACAUCACGGACCAUGGAGGGCUGAAGGGCCGGCUGGCCGACCCUCAGCAGAGACACCUCAUCGUCAGGGAAUGGGGCAAGUGCACGGAUAUGCGCUCUCUGGAGAUCUCUUGGCACGUGCCCACUGAGGAGGAGGUGCUCUGGGCUGACUCGCUGGUUCACCAGUUCGUCGAGCCGGAACUGGACGAGUUGGAGCUGUUCAUGGAGGACGUCAGCAGACUCAACAAUGAGCAGCUGCUGUGCCGUCUGAAACUCCUCCACCACGGUCUGAAGGGCGCCUCGUACGCGCUGCCGGCCGUACGAGAUCUGCCCAUCGACCUCCUGAAUAUCGCGGUGGACAUGAGCCCCCUGACCCUGGACACGGGAGCCGCCCAGCUGCCCAGCUGCGCCGGCCUGCGGGCGCGUAUUCUGAGCGUCAUGCACCGGCUGACGGACACGCUGACCACCCAGAGGCCCGACGAUACCAAGUCGCUCGGCAAACUGUGCACGAUUAUGGAGACGGCCCUGUUCCACUUUGGUGUGAAGCGGAGUGAGAACGAGAACGAGAUCAAGGUGAUGCACACCACUCAUUCGUCUCAGGGAAAGGACUUCGGGCCGAAAAAGUACUCCAGUCGCACCCUGGCAGCCUGGGUGCAGCUGCAGCACAACCAGCGGGUCGUCUACGGCAACACUGUGCCUUUCUGCGAAACCUUCCGCAUGGUCAUCCACGACGUCUUCAAGCUCGCCAUCAAUCACUACAGCUACGUGCGUCAGGUGGCGCAGAGCGUGCUGUUCCGCUGUGUCAGCCACUGCCAGCAGGCGCUGCUCGUGCUGUGGCCACUGCUGGUCGAGAUGCUCGGGAAGCCAGACAUCACUCACGAACAACUCAAGGGUCUGCUGUACGUGGUGAUCGGGCCCGGCAUGCAGUCUCUGCUCUCCGUCCAGGAGUGGGACAUGGCCGAGGCCCUGUGGCCUGCCCUGGUCACCUGCGCGAGCUCGGAGAAGGACUCGAUUGUGGUGCUCAUCGAAAAGCUGCGCAAGGGAACGGAUCUGUACGAGGCGACCCCGCUGGAGCUUCAGAUGUCUGAAGAGUGUGUGAAGCUGGUGCCGCUGCUCUGGGCCAGCCCCCCGAUCGUGAAGCCGCCCAUCACCCAGUCGGCCUCCAUCACCGCGGAGGGGGCCGAGCGCCUGGCCGCGCUGAGCCGACAGAACCGCGCCUCCUACGACAACCUGCUGGAUAGCCUGCUGACGCUCAUGGAGUCGGGCACGCUACACUGGCGGCGCUACGAGAUGUGUCUGGAGUUCGUGUGUCUGCUGGUGCGUCCCGACGUGCCGGCGCCGGCCAGACUGGUGCGGUUCUUCCUGCAGGGCCUGCUACACACGUCCAUCUUCGUCAGGAAGACGUCUGUCCUGGCGCUGGGCGCCAUCCUGAAGCAGCAGAAGGGCCGCCACGAGACGGUGGUCGUCGAGCCGUCGAUGGUGGCCGCCCUGCACCGUCCCAUGUACGCGCACCGGCCGCUCAGCGCGCCCGACGGCGACUGGCGCACCUGGUCUCAGUUCGGAGACCGCGCCAACAACCUCUGGAUGCAGUACGACAGCGCCACGGCGCCGCGCGACGCCCGGGAGUGGGAGCACGCGCGCUACGUGCACAAGAUGAAGUGGGGCUACGCGCGCUGGCCGGCUCAGAUGCGCGUGUACAAGCAGCGCGCGGACGGCGAGACGGUAGCGCCGCCGCCGGCCGGAACAGAGGAGGCGGUGGAGGCCGUCAGGGCGUUCGUCGCCUCCCCUGAGUCGGUCAGAGAUCUGGUGAACUUCCUCAGCCUGGAGGAGCACAAGGGACGCGACGUGUUCGCUCAGGCGCCCUUCAUCCUCUUCAAGGGUCUGUUCAGGAACCACGGCGACCAGGUACUGGAUGCGCUCAAACCUCACAUGGACCGGCUCAGCGAGGACAUGACCGAGAGUGCGCAAAAGUGCCUCUGCGAGAUCAUAGCAGGCCUGGUGCGCGGCAGCAAGCACUGGCCGUUCGCAACCAUCGAGCGGAUGUGGCAGUAUCUGCUGCCUCUGAUCCGCCGCGGCCUGGGCAGAAUCCACCAGGAGUCGGCCCAGAACUGGGGCGAGUGUGUCAGCCACUGCGUGGCGGACCGUGACCCGAACCGUCACCACUGGCUGCUAGAGGAGAUGAUGCAGCCCGCCUUCGAGAGGGACGAGUCCAUGUUCCUCAUCGGAAUCAGACUCUUCCUGCUGCAGAACGUGGUGGGUGAGAUGGAGUGGCGCGGCGCCGAGCUGCUGCACAGGGUCAAGGACAUGGUGAUGCCGCAGCUGGACCACCCCUACCAGAACAUCCGCAGCAGGGUCGGAGGGUUGCUGACCAAGGUGUACCAUCUGGACGUGUACGGCGGUCCGGAGACCCUCAGUCCCCGCUCAGACAGUCUGGUGGAAGAGGUUCUGCCGCGACUCGACAUCCUGCUCAACACAGACAGCAGCGCGAAUGGGGCGGCGGCCGACCCGGCCGGUAACGGCAGCUCCCCCGUCAGCGAGGAGAAACAGAGCGCCAUGAGAGUCCUGAAAACCGUGUGCCAGUAUCUGCUGACGUGCGCUCACACCAUGCUCAAGUUCAUCACGCCCAAGAUGAUGGAGCUGCUGCCACACCUGUGCGCCAUGGAGUCGUACGACAUCGAUCGCGACCUGCAGGCGCACUGUGUCAGGACGCUUCACGCCAUGGCGGUGCCCCGUCACGACGCGGCCACGAUGCGCGCCCUGCUGCGCGCAGUCGGCGUGGUGAUGGACCACCCGUACUGGCGUGCGCGCGUGGCCGGCCUGGCGUUCCUGCAGGCGGCAGCGUUCCACAACAUGUUCCUGCUGCUCGGCCAGGAGGACGAGGCGCAAACGGUGACCGAGUGUGUGGUGCGCGGACUGCACGACGCGCGUGUCGAGGUCCGCGAGAUGGCCGUCCAGGUGUUCAGCGGACUGCUGCACUGCGGCUUUAUCGACAGCGCGCGACAGCAGGAGCUCCGGUCGGAGUUUGAGCAGAUGGCGUGCACGCGUCUGAGCCGGCGCGGCCGCGGCUCGGCACCCUCCCCCGACCACGUGGCCCAGCUCCGGCAGCGACACACGGGCGUGCUAGGCCUUUGCGCGUUCGUGAACGCGGCGCCGUACGACGUGCCGGAGCACCUGCCGCAGACGCUGAUGACGCUGGGAGAUCACGUCAACGACCCCCCGCCCAUCCAGACCACCAUCCGCAAGACGAUGACCAACUUCAAGCGGACGCACCACGAGAACUGGCGCCUGCACCGGCAGAAGUUUACAGAUGAUCAAUUGACGGUGCUGACGGAUCUGCUGGUGUCACCGUCUUACUAUGCGUGAUACCUCCUCCCAUCCCGCCGCCGCCGCGCAGCUAGGAACGCAGGGCCGGCCUCGGGCGGCCCAGGGACGGUCCACAAGAUGUGGCGUCACGGCAGGCACCGCCGGUUAUUCGGCGCCCCCGGGGGCUCGCCGAGGGGCGGUGUGCCCCUGCGCUGGGGUUCGGGCGGCUGGUCGGUGCCGGUCGCCGUUCCGAUGGUGUUGUGCCGUGCGGUGGACGCAGAGCGCUGUGUGUCGAGGUCUGCGCGGCGUGGCUAGCCGAGGGACGGUUCCCAGCGAGUGAUCCGGUGACGCGGUGGUCCGGUGAGUCGCUGACCGCUGUCGGUCUGUACAGAAGCCUGGUGAGAGGGUACUAAGAGGAGGGGGGGGGGGGGGGUCGGGGCGUGACAGGGGGAUGGUGGGGAGGGCACCGCGUGUGUGGGACAAACUGAUUGACCUUAUGGUAGCGACCUCGGCAGGAUCAGGACGCGCCUCAGAGCCGCGUGUGACCUGGCCUGACCUCCGUGAGGUGGGACUGUGACCUGGCGUGCGAUCUGACCCGGGACGGCAGGCGUCGCGCGGCGAGAAUGUUUUAGCCUUUGUUUUAGUCGGUGGCGGUGAACGCACUGCCACAUUGCAGGGCUCGCGACGCGUGCCAUUUCCCUCAUUAUCGUGCAGUUUUGCAAAUUGUUUGAUAUCUUUAUCCGUGAGGGUUGAUGAAGACGAAUAUAGACACCCGAUUCCGAA